UGCCUCAGCCUCCUGAGUAGCUGGGACUACAGAUUUUAAUUUGAUUUGAAAAUGAGUAAGUGCAGAAAGCCACCAGUUCAGCAGCUAGCAAGUCUUGAGACAUUCAGCUCAGAUGUUCUUGCUGACAUUUUUGAACUCUUUGCCAAGAAUUUUUCUUAUGGCAAGCCACUUGAUAAUGAGUGGCAGUUACCAGAUCCCAGUGAGAUUUUCAGCUGUGACCACACAGAAUUUAAUGCCUUUCUUGAUUUGAAGAACUCUCUAAAUGAAGUAAAAAACCUACUGAAUGAUAAGAAAUUGGACGAAUGGCAUGAGCACACUGCUUUCACCAAUAAAGCAGGAAAAAUCAUUUCUCAUGUUAGAAAAUCUGUCAAUGCAGAACUUUGUACUCAAGCUUGGUGUAAGUUCCAUGAGAUUUUGUGUAGCUUUCCAGUUAUUCCAGAGGAAGCUUUUCAGAAUGGAAAACUGAAUUCUCUACACCUUUGUGAAGCUCCUGGAGCUUUUAUAGCUAGUCUCAAUCACUACUUAAAAUCCCAUAGGUUCCCUUGUGAUUGGAGUUGGGUGGCUAAUACUCUGAAUCCCUACCAUGAAGCAAAUGACAAUCUUAUGAUGAUCAUGGAUGACCGGCUUAUUGCAAAUACCUUGCAUUGGUGGUACUUUGGUCCAGAUAACACUGGUGAUAUUAUGACCCUAAAAUACCUGACUGGACUUCAGAAUUUCAUAAGCAGCAUCGCUACUAUUCACUUGGUCACUGCAGAUGGGAGUUUUGAUUGCCAAGGAAACCCAGGUGAACAAGAAGCUUUAGUCUCUUCUUUACAUUACUGUGAAGUUGUCACUGCUCUGACCACUCUUGGAAAUGGUGGCUCUUUUGUUCUGAAGAUGUUUACUUUGUUUGAACAUUGUUCCAUAAACCUGAUGUACCUGCUAAACUGUUCCUUUGACCAAGUCCAUGUUUUCAAACCUGCUACUAGCAAGGCAGGAAACUCAGAAGUCUAUGUGGUAUGUCUUCGCUAUAAGGGAAGAGAGGCCGUCUAUCCUCUGUUAUCUAAAAUGGUGCUGAAUUUUGGGACUGAAAUGACCAGGAAAGCCCUCUUUCCCCAUCAUGUGAUUCCUGAAUCUUUUCUUAAAAGACAUGAAGAAUGCUGUGCAUUCUUCCAUAAAUACCAGCUAGACACUAUUUCUGAGAACAUUCGUCUGUUUGAGUACAUGGAAAAAGAGGAACAAACAAAGCUGAAUAAUUUAAGGGACUGUGCUGUACAAUAUUUCAUGCAAAAAUUCCAACUGAAACCUCUUUCCAGAAAUAAUUGGCUAGUAAAAAAGUCAACUAUUGGUUGUAGUACAAAUACUAAAUGGCUUGGGCAGAGGAACAGAUAUUUUAAAACCUAUAAUGAAAGAAAGAUGCUGGAAACCCUUCCAUGGAAAGAUAAGGUAGCCCAAGGAUACUUCAAUGUUUGGGCAGAAGAUCAUGGUGUAUAUCAUCCUGGGCAAAGUUAUCUUUUAGAAGGGACAGCUUCCAAUCUUGAGUGUCACUUAUGGCAUAUUUUAGAAGGAAAGAAACUGCCAAAGGUAAAAUGUUCCCCCUUCUGUGAUGGUGAAAUUUUAAAGACUCUUAAUGAAGUAAUUGAAAAGUCAUUAGGAGGAGCUUUGAAUUCAGAUUCCAAGUUGAGGCCAAAACAACAAUAUUAUUGUUCUUGUCAUGUUUUCUCUAAAGAACUGAUGUUUUCUGACUUGUUUAGCUUUAUCAAGUGCCUACAAGAUGAACAGAGUGUAGAACCCAGCAACCAAAUAAAGUGCCUGCUUGUGGGUUUGCCAACUUUCUAUGAUAUCAAAAUGCAUAUACCCUUGGAAGUGCAACUUGUGGAAUCAGCUGAACUCGUGACUUUUAGCUGUUCAUUGCUUCAUGAUGGAGACCUAACUUACCAGCAUUUAUUUUUGGACUGCCUUCUACAUUCAUUGCAACAGCUUCAGACAGGAGACGUUCUGAUUUUGCCUAUACUUUCUUGCUUUACAAGAUUUAUGGCUGGUUUGAUCUUUGUACUCCACAGUUGUUUUAGAUUCAUCACAUUUUCUUGUCCCACAUCCUCUGAGCCCCUGAGGACCUGUGCAAUCCUGCUAUGUGUGGGUUAUAAGGACCUUCCAAAUCCAGUUUUCCAGUAUCUGCAGAAUGUGAAUGAACUGUUGAGCACUUUGCUUAACUCUGAGGCGUCCCAGCAGGUUUUACAAUUUGUGCCAAUGGAAGUGCUCCUUAAGGGGGCAUUCCUUGAUUUUUUGUGGGAUUUGAAUGCUGCCAUUGCUAAAAGGCAUUUGCAUUUGAUUAUUCAAGUAGAGAGAGAAGAAAUCAUCAGCAGCCUUCAGUUAUGAAGUUAAACAUGUCCUUUCUGAGAUUCAGCUUCAUAACUUAUUGUUUAUCUAGUAUUUUUACAUCAUUCACAGUCUCAUUAAUUCUGGAAAACCAACAGAUUCUGAUCUCUGGGAUGUAUACAUCCAUAGCAUAGAGUUCAUCCAAGUGGUAGAAUCUAUGCAGUGAUGGUAUUCAACUUCUGAAUAUGAGAUGUGUGUGCGCGCUUGGUGUCGAUCACCCAUGUUACACAUGCAGCUUAGAUGGUCUUAUUUAUCUGCUUAAGAUUUGCACCUGUGUGCCUUCAUUCAGGUAGUUUUUCUAGCUAAUUUCUUCUCAGUGGCUAAUGGUAUUGAUGAAUUGAUAGAGGUCAUUGAUGAAAGGGGAUGAGCCACUCCUCAGUAACACUGGUAUGUUUUAACACUUAAACUGUCAUUUAUGGAUUUCAGGGAAUUCAUCUUGCUAGAUUCUUGAUACGUGCCAUUCAUUGCCCUUAUGCAAUUGACCCAAUUUUAUGGCUCAAGAUGAAACUAGUGCUCUGUUGUAUGAAUCUUUUACUAACCACAACCAUCUGACUGAAAAAGAUGACAGCUUUAAGCCAAAGAUCAUGUUUAAAACCAUGAAAAACUGUUGUGUCUAAUAUAAUCUCAUAUCGUGAAAAAUUUCAUUUAGCAAUGGUAUGAUUUUUAACUUCCAGGAAAUUUGUGAAUGGAAAGAUUUUUUUAGACUUUAAAAUAGUGUUUAUUGUCUCAUAUUGGAGACGUGAAUGUGAUGAACAUAAUGCUAAAGAGAAAUCCUAAUACUUUUGGAAUGAUGGCUCAGCAUUUAAAAAUUUUUAAACUUUACUAAUUUCUUUUUCAGUAUGAAAAUAGCACUUUACUAAAAGGUUAGUCACGAAAUGGUUAUCUUACCAGUUACGUUGAUUUCUUUUAUAUGUAGUUAAUAGUGUAAUGAAUUUUUCUGGGAACUCUAUUAGGUGAAUCUUCAUUACCUUGAAAUUCCACCAAGUGUAGGAUACUUACAUUCUCACUUGUGCAUUUUAGGCAUUUUUGUUAGUUAUAUAAAUAAUAGAUAAAUUCUCUGAUGUAUUCAGUUGAUAAAUAUUAAUCUGAAAAAUUUUCAUGUUCUUUGCUAUUUUGGGUUCCAUUAUAGUUUCAUGAAUAAAGUCAUUAGCAGAGAGAUUUUUGUGUUCAACUCUCUUUUUUAAAGAGAAUCAUGGGGGAAGUUAAAAAUUUAACUUGGAAACAGACCUUUUUUUAAAGGAAGGUUUGAAUGAGAGUUAAUGCCCUUUCAUUUCCUCUGAUUUGCAUUCAUUAAAAUUUAGUCCUUAAUGUUGUAAUAUUUAUGGAAGACCUACUUCAGGAAAGAAAUUAAGUACUUAAGGAGAGUAGAGAGGGGAGUGUGUGGAGGCCUGAAAGUAGAUUUUCGAAAGAAAUAUGAUUUCCUACUGGUGACUGUAUGAAAGCUAUUCCAGGUGUAUGAUGAUGGAAGUAUGAUAGAAAAUUGGUUAACAAGAGAGAAAAAACCACUCCUGGAACACCAUUUUGCUUUUAGUGGUCUUUUUGCCUUGGUAGGCAUGGUUCAGUAUAAUAAAGCCAUUCAUUUUUACUUGUGUUACUUACCCGAUCAGAAUGAAAGCCUAAGUCCAAAUUCUAAUAUUUAAAUUUUCUUUUGAGCCCCUCAAGUAAGUAUUGGAUGUUUAGUUUUUGAACACUUAUCUGUAUUGGAUAUAUAACACUGGAUUAUAUCGCAUACUAGAAUAUGUUUUGAUUUUUAACGUGGCUUUUUGCUACUCAUCUGAUUUAUUAGAUUCACGUUGCUUUCGACAUGAAGUAGGACUUGAGCUACAUAUAGUGACAGGGACCAAUAAUGUGUAGGAAUUUCUCUUUGAGAGAGGACAAAGUACUGUCUCAAAAGAUGAAAAAGGAGAGGACAGAAAGAGGUGAGAGAUGGUUUGUAUCUUUUAUCGAGGUAGUUACUGUUUUUAAAAAUAUUUUUUCCCUACAGGUUUUGAGAUUUUUAAUUCUCAUGCUUUUUGAAGUUUUUAACAGCCAGAAGAGUUAACUUCACAAAUGUAUUUACUAAAAACUUAGCUGAGAAAGAAGUCUUACAAAUUUAUUUUCUUCAGUAUUAAUUUUUG
Molecule: messenger RNA, 4475 nt
Organism: Otolemur garnettii (small-eared galago)
Lineage: Eukaryota; Metazoa; Chordata; Mammalia; Primates; Galagidae
Gene: CMTR2
Product: cap methyltransferase 2
Exons: 2
Coding region: 52-2358 (768 amino acids)
Biological process (GO): 7-methylguanosine mRNA capping
Cellular component (GO): nucleus; cytoplasm
Molecular function (GO): methyltransferase cap1 activity
Source: RefSeq, a predicted model, not a curated record